This is a messenger RNA of Aphanomyces invadans, 1725 nucleotides long. RefSeq lists its product as hypothetical. Gene Ontology annotation, molecular function: magnesium ion transmembrane transporter activity. The transcript has 3 exons. The record is from RefSeq and is a predicted model, not a curated record. Gene Ontology annotation, biological process: magnesium ion transport. NCBI's taxonomy places the organism in Eukaryota, Oomycota, Saprolegniomycetes, Saprolegniales, Verrucalvaceae. Bases 25 to 1464 code for a protein of 479 amino acids. Gene Ontology annotation, cellular component: membrane.
GUCGACUUCGAUUAAGAUAUUGGAAUGGCAGCGCCACAGUUGAGGCUGCAGCCGUCGCACCGCGACAUCGUCGGCGGUGUUUUGGCUGUGGCCGCGUCCGUCGUGUCCAACUUUGGGGUGAACGUCCAGAAGUAUUCACACACACAAGAACAGAAGAGACCCGUGGCCGACCAACGACCGUACAUCUUUCGCCCAGUGUGGUGGGUCGGGUUGAUCAUGGUGAUUGUCGGCAGUAUUGGCGAUUUUGCCGCGUUCGGGUUUGCCACACAAGCACUUGUGGCGGCACUCGGCGGUGGUUCCACGCUCAUCGCGAACGUCAUCAUUGCCAACCAGAUGAACCAAGAAACGUUGUAUCGGUCUGACUUGCUUGGCGUACUUCUCGUCAUUGCAGGCGUUGUCGUCAUCUCUGUGAUCUCGGAGCCUGACAUCACGUACCCCUUGCCCGUCCUCGAACAGUUCUUCGCUCGUCCAGAGUUCCUCGUGUACAUAUCAUGUGUCGUGAUUUGUGUGAUCACGAUCUUGGCCAAGAUCAAGGGGUCCCUGGCGCACACGCUGAAGAGUCAGAUCCGGUGGUCCCAUCAGCGUCAAAAGGACAUUGUCAAGAGAAACGAGCUGCGGUUCCAAGACUUGGAACGCCGAAUGGAUGCUUUGGAGGAGAAGCUGCUGGCCGGACAAGAGGACGGCAGUCGCCACCUCCACUCGAACGUCGCCCAUCACGAACCCCGCGGAAUCCCAACCAAAGAGUCGCCGCGUAAGCCCGACGCGGUCCUCGACACGACUCAGUCGACUUCGGUCCCAUUCUACUAUGCAACGUGUUCUGGCAUCGUCGGUGCGAUAUCCGUGCUCCUUGCCAAGUGCUCCGUCAUGAUGAUUGCGCUCACGAUCGAAGGGCAGAACCAGUUCAAGUACCCCGUUACGUACUUGUUUGUGGGCGGCAUGAUCACGUGCAUUUUGAUCCAGACGCACUUGCUUAACAUGGCGACGUCGCUGGGGGACACCAUGACGGUGUUUCCUGUGUUUCAGGCGUUUUGGAUCACGUUCAGCGUGGUGGGAGGCAUCGUAUUUUACGACUCAGAGCGAGAGUUUACGCUGGAGAAGUGGGUCUUGUAUCCGCUGGCGCUGUCGUUCAUUUCUCUUGGCGUGUACUGCUUGAUGCAACAUCCAUCCAAGAGCCUCGCCGCGUCGACGGGGCCGUCCAAGGAGGGAGUUGCAGCCCAAGACGACGAUGGCGACCGGGCCUUUGCGUACGACGAUAGAAGCGCUGCCUACACUGGAGACGAUACCACGGACCGCGCGUCGCUGCUGGUGCAAUUUGAACUGGAUGCUGUGCCCCUCGCGAACGCCGACGAUGUCGAUGCGUGCUUGACGACGUCGCCGCUGCUGUCAUCGGCAACGUCGAAGCCAACCAACAUGAAAAUGAAGAAACAAACCACCAACGAUGGCUACGUGCGGUUGGACGUGUAAGGAUCGCUUCGGCUUGCCUCGCCGUUUGCUAGCCGCGUGGUGCUGGACAAGCCAUUCAUUUUUGCAGCUACAUGUACAUCGACAACAUGGCGUUUGACUUUGUCGUGAGGUGCAUGACGUUAUAUUUCAAAUUGCAGCCACGCCGCCAGCUCAACAUCGUCUUCCUUCUCUCCAUGAGAGAGCAACUCCAUCCGUACAUGCUGUGGGCUGUUGUCGUAGGGGAGAAGCAGCCUGGCCUUCAACGUUGAACUGUGCUGUGCA